Molecule: messenger RNA, 1647 nt
Organism: Aspergillus oryzae RIB40
Lineage: Eukaryota; Fungi; Ascomycota; Eurotiomycetes; Eurotiales; Aspergillaceae
Product: LIM domain-containing protein
Exons: 1
Coding region: 1-1647 (548 amino acids)
Source: RefSeq, a predicted model, not a curated record
AUGGGGCGGCCAUCCUAUGGUAGCCUUGCCCAACAGUAUAAAUUCCUAGACGAUGCUCCCCCAGUACCGUCUACAUUCCCCAGCAAGUUGCUACGGGAUUCAAAUGCGACUACGUUCUCUGAAGCAAAUAUGCCCCACGGCGAGACCCAACACGACCAGGAUCAGCAUAAGCGCCAUGGCAGUGGUAAUCUCAAUCCGUCUACCGAGCGCACCAGCGACCAGGAUGCCCAGGGGGAUCGGCUGGGUGGUCUCCGUGCUUCAUCCCACGCCAACUCGGACCGUCUAAGCAGUAACCGCGGGUCCGCUGAACUUUUUUUUAGAAGUCCUACCCCGAGUUCCAAUGGUACGCCAUCGGAACUCCUCGACCUCCCCCAGGAGCGGUCAACCUCCCCUGCAGACAUGCAGGGUAUUGAAUACAAAGCUUACAAGAGUCCGGGCCUCCCUCAUCUUCCACCCCCCGACCAGGAGCUUGGCGACGUUGAUGAACCCUCUGGAGCACAGAGGAGGAAUUCGGAUGCUGUCAGCGAAGCUGCUAUUUCAAUCACUAACUUUGCCCGCGAGUUGGGCUUAGACACUAUGGACAGUGCGGCGGAGAGCUCGACAGCUUCCUCGGAUUCAUCGCCGAGUGAUACGCGAAGCGGCUCUUCUUUCUCUAGCAUCGGAUCAGCUAUCAGUAUGUCCAAGCGUCACCCGUCCGAUCAAGGCCAACUAGGUACCUUAGUGGAGGACCUACAAAAAGGAAAUGGCGAGAAUACAACGAUGUCAAUGGCAGGGUCGGACACUCUCGAGCCUCCCCGGAUGCCGCAACAUCUUUUCAGUCCAGACUCCCCAACCGAUCCCGCCAUCAGUAUGGGAAGUGUGUCCCUUCUUCAUGAUAAGCCCAUGCAAAAACCGACAAAGCAGGACCAGCCGGAGCCCCCUGCAACAACUAGCCCUACCACUGAUCGACCUGCCCGUGCAGCCCCCCGCCCAAAGGGCCCUUGCCGCGGCUGUGGCGAGAUGAUCAUCGGUAAAUCUGUGUCGUCCGCGGAUGGCCGGCUUACGGGCCGGUAUCACCGGGCCUGCUUUGUAUGCUAUGAUUGCAAAACUCCUUUCCAAACCGCCGACUUUUACGUCUUGGAUGACCUUCCAUAUUGCGCCCAGCACUAUCACCAGCGCAACAACUCUCUGUGCCAUACAUGCCACACUGGGAUCGAGGGACAGUAUCUGGAGACAAUCGAACGACGGGGUCACGGGCCGGCCGAUCGUUUCAAGUUCCAUCCUGACUGUCUCACUUGCCGCACCUGCCAAGUUGCGCUGAAGGGGGAAUACUUUGAAUGGAAUGGUCAAGUGUACUGUGAGCGUGACGCCCGCCGCGCCGCGGCUUUACCACCACCCCCUCGCUACCAGCGUCCAGGCCCGGGAUUAUACCCGCCCGGACCGCUACCCCCCCAUGCGCGUCAACCCUCGCGGGGCUAUCCCCGUCCUCCACCUCCCGGAUAUGCAGGACGCCCCAGAUCACCACGUCCACCUGGCCCACCUGGCCCACCUGGAACCCCAACUACCCGUCUCCCGCCACCAAGCGCACUCGACGGACCGUACGGAAUGACCUCGAAUAGUGGCGGGCGAUUCCCAGAGCGGAGAACUACCAGAUUAAUGAUGAUAUGA